Messenger RNA from Diaporthe amygdali, 2382 nucleotides. RefSeq lists its product as uncharacterized. Lineage: Eukaryota; Fungi; Ascomycota; Sordariomycetes; Diaporthales; Diaporthaceae. Gene Ontology annotation, biological process: fungal-type cell wall biogenesis; transmembrane transport. The record is from RefSeq and is a predicted model, not a curated record. The transcript has 3 exons. Bases 1 to 2382 code for a protein of 793 amino acids.
AUGUGGUUCUCUCUAAGGACCCCGUUAUUACUGCUCGCCUCCGCUGCCGCCGUCCUGCGGCCGGCGGCGGCCGAGCAACUGCUUCAGUCCAGCUCUUUGAACACUUGCCAGGACAACUCAGGAUUCACAGCCAGUCUCUUCAACGUCGCCUAUACGCCAGCCAACGGGACCGCCAUGAUCGACAUUGUGGCAGUCUCAUCCAUCCAAGGAAACGUUCUCUUCGACGUCUCGAUCACGGCAUAUGGCUACCAAAUUAUUCGACGACAAGUCAAUCCGUGUGACAUUGGUCUUGCUGGACUGUGCCCCAUGACUGCUGGAAAAAUCCCACUUACUUUCAACCUGGAUGUCGGCGACGAAGCGGCCAAGCAGAUUCCUGGAAUUGCGUACACUUUCCCUGACCUGGACGCGAAAGUCAAGGUGUUCAUCAACAUGACGUCCGGUGACCAGGCUAACACGAGCGUGGCCUGCGUCGAGGCUGAUAUCUCAAACGGAAAGACCGUCGAUUUGGUUGGAGUGAAGUGGGCUACUGCUAUCGUCGCUGGCCUGGCCUUGGCUUCAUCUGCCGUCAUUUCUGGCCUUGGACACUCGAAUGCCGCCUCCCACGUUGCCGCGAACGCUUUGUCACUCUUCGGCUACUUCCAGGGCCAGGCUAUGAUUGGCAUGACCUCCGUUCCUCUCCCUCCGAUCGUGCAGUCAUGGACACAGGACUUCCAAUGGAGUAUGGGCGUCAUUCGCGUCACCUUCAUGCAAAACAUCUUUACCUGGUACCAACGUGCUACUGGAGGAACACCAUCAACGCUCUUCGACUCUCUGAGCACAGUAUCCGUGCAAGUCGAGAAGAAGAAACGAUCCCUGGACAUGGGAGCCGAGAUUGGAAUGAACUUGUUCAGGCGUGGGGUUUCUAUGAUGCCUCGUGCUGUCGCUCAGAUGCCUUCGGCCGUCGUAGAGGGUGCUUCGAAGCUUAUGAAGAGAGGAAACGUCAUGAACUCCAGUGGCAGCUUUGUCGUGUUCGGCAUCCAGCGUGUUGCUUACAGGGCUGGCAUCGAGUCCACCAACCUCUUCAUGACCGGGCUGACCUUCUUCUGCAUCUUUGUCAUCAUCACCAUCUUGGGAGUCGCCGCCUGGAAGGGUUGGUGUGAGUUUGCCGUCAAGCAUGGAUGGAUGAAGAGUGAUACGUUUGUGGACUUCCGAAAUGGCUGGUUUACUGUCCUCAAGGGUAUUCUGUUCCGUCUCACCUUGAUUGGGUUCCCUCAGAUGACCAUUCUGUGCUUGUGGGAGUUUACCCAAAAGGACUCCGCCGCCGAGGUUGUCCUGGCUGUCUUCUUCUUCUUUGGAAUGUUGAUCACUCUGGGCUGGGCAUCAUCCAAGGUCAUCAGGAUUGCACGCCGCUCCGUUGUUAUGCACAGGAACCCGGCGUACAUUCUUUUCUCCGACCCUCAGGCUCUGAACAAGUGGGGUUUCCUCUACGUACAAUUCCGUGCUUCGGCCUACUACUUCAUCGUGCCUAGUCUGGCAUACCUGCUGCUCAAGGGUGUUUUCCUCGCUUUUGCGCAAAACAGUGGCACUGCACAGGCAAUCGCCUUCAUCAUCCUGGAGGCUGGCGCUCUCAUCGGCGCUAGCGUUCUUCGACCGUGGAUGGACAAGAGCACGAAUUCUUUCAACAUCUCGAUUUGCGUCAUCAACUUCCUCAACUCAAUCUUUCUUCUGGUCUUCACUGAUGUCUUCAACCAGCCAGCGAUUGUCACUGGUGUUGUUGGUGUGAUUCUCUGGAUUGCGAAUGCCGUCUUCGCGCUUGUCUUGCUCCUCAUGUUGAUUGCAACUACUGUUAUUGUCUUGAUUCGCAAGAACCCAGAUGCGAGAUACCAGUUCAUGGCGGAUGACCGAGCAUCAUUUAUGAAAUCUCAGACGCAGCUGAACACGACGACUGAGUUGGACGCCCUGGCAGCGACUGCCCGAGGUGAUAAGCAGGGAUAUAAGGCUGGAUUCGACAUGGACGAGGACAACGAAUCGAUAUCAUCCGACUCGAUGAAGCGACGUACAGACCCAUCACACAUGCAAGUGCCUCAACAGGCAAACUCGCCACUGGCACAGUCCAACUACCGGGAGCCACCCAGGUCCCCAGUGGACCCCUCCGUACCGUUGUUCCCAGCAGACAACCGGAGUCGUACGCCAAACCCUCAACCCGAUUACGGCGGUUAUAACAACGGGGGACAAUAUCUGCGUCAGCAACCAAGUGGCUCUUCAAUGGGCCCGGGGUCCUUCACCGGAUCAUCAUCCACCCUAUCAGCCCAUCAGGCCCAAAACAACGCCAGUCCAGGCGGGGCAUAUCGAAGCCAGAACACUGCCAGUCCCUGGCAACGAGGCGCGGGUUACGAACAUUAA